AUGUUUCGAAGACUCGCCGACCGAGUCUUCAACUCUUCUACCGAACAACAAAAUGUCAAUACAUUGAAGAACAUGGGUUUCUCGGAAGCCGAUGCCCGCAAUGCGCUUCAGCAAACUGAUGGCAAUCUAGAGCAGGCUGCCAAUAUUUUGCUCGCCAGAGGACCUAGUACUCAGCACAAUAGCAGCAGUGCACCGGCUCGUGACGCCAAUCGACAACAAGUUGAAGAUGACGAAUUGCAACGCGCACUUCAAGCGAGUAUGAUGACUACUUCUACUACUACACCACAGCUGGCAUCACGGAAUGCCCUGCCAAAGCCUGCCCCAAAGCGAAAGCCCAAGACGGCCGCUGCGACGAAUGCUGGAAAGGCAGCCUUGACUCGAGCCAACACGCCACCAAAUUCGGCUCAUUCCAGCCGAUCUUCAUCUCCCGCCAUUUCAAGUCAUCCCAACGUCAAGGUACCAACCAAACUUUCCAACAAGUCCAAGGAAGAGCAGAUUUUAAGAACGGCGGAUCGACUGAAAUCGAGUCCCAGUGCGCUCGACACACUCUACAAAACACUCAAGACACUCCAGUCGAAUCCCACUCAUCCCAAAUUUCGUCGGAUUGACCAAACGACGGCUGGAUACCAAAAAUCCUUGGCAAAUGCGCCAGGUGCCGAAGACUUGCUGCUGGCCAUGAAUUAUCGCAAAUCCAAUGGACACAUUUUGACCUUGGAAUUGGCGGAUCCGGCUACUUUGUAUCUCGGCAUUUCGGCCUUGGAACAGACCCGGUUGACGCCCGAGUACCUCUACGGGAAAAGCCUGCAACAAUUCCACAAGGAAUUGCGUCAAGCCUUCCAUUCGGCCGACAAUUCGGCACAAGAAGCCAUUGCACGUUCCCAACACAUGAGCAAGUUGCCGACGGAACCCACCAUGGGCGGAGCUUGGAUUUUUGUCAAUUUUGAAGGAUUGGAGCAGGAUUCCCAGUAUAAGCUCAAACGUAAAUUUGACGCAGACGAUACUUUGGGAGAUGCCUUGCAUUGGAUUGCGGGCAAUGGAACCGAAAUUCUGACCAAAUUGCAAUCUGGAGAGUGGGAAUUGGUCGAUGGAAAUCGACAUCCGCCAGCGUGUUUGGAUGUCUCGAAUGCCUCCUCGCGGACUUUGCAGUAUAUUGGAUGCUGGCCGUCGGGAAAGCUCAUUAUUCGGCCCAAGAGUAGUACUAAUGAUGGUAUGGACGCGCAGCAAGAGUCACAACAGCCAUCCCAUGCAAGAGGCUUGGGAGCGGCUCCCAUGUUGGACUAA
Messenger RNA from Cylindrotheca closterium, 1281 nucleotides. Lineage: Eukaryota; Bacillariophyta; Bacillariophyceae; Bacillariales; Bacillariaceae. The record is from the annotation of a GenBank genome assembly.